UGUUUUUUGACUGGUUUUGUACAGGCCAAACAAAGGCGGCAAUUCGAAACCAGCAAGUAUAUCCGCCACCACUCCUCGUUUUUUGUUGUCUCUUCAUUACAACGUUCAUUUUUGUUCGAAUCCACCUUCCACACACAUCAAACUUAAUUUCACAGAAUGGCUGCUGCCGCUACCCGUGCUCCUCAAAUGAGCGGACCUUCCGCGCCCCGGAAGAAGAACGACACGUUCAACCAGAAGGACAAGCCCACACAAGUGCGUCUGAGCAACAUAACGGCCGCAAAGGCCGUCGCCGAUGCUAUCCGCACGAGCCUGGGUCCGCGCGGUAUGGACAAGAUGAUUGAGACUGGGAAAAAGGAGGUUGUGAUUUCCAACGACGGUGCGACUAUUCUCAAGCACAUGUCUGUGCUCCACCCGGCGGCCCGUAUGCUGGUUGAUCUGUCUGCCGCACAGGACAUUGAGGCUGGAGAUGGAACCACCUCGGUCGUUGUGCUUGCGGGCAGCCUUCUCUCAGCCGCUGAAAAGCUGCUGAAGAAGGGCAUCCACCCCACACAGAUUGCUGAGGGCUUCCAGUACGCCGCUAUCGAGGCUGUUAAGAUCCUCGAGGAGAUCUCGAUCCCCAUCAACCUUGACGACCGCGAGUUCCUCCUGAAGAGCGCCACCACCUCGCUCAGCUCUAAAGUUGUAUCACAGUACUCGAAUGUCCUGGCACCCAUUGUCGUAGACGCGGUGCUUCGCAUUGUCAACCCCGCUGUUGAUACAAACGUUGACCUCAACGACAUUCGCAUUGUCAAGAAGGUCGGAGGCACCAUCGACGAUACCGAGCUCGUGCCAGGCCUUGUUCUCAACCAGAACGCCAUUUCGAGCGCUGGCGGACCCACUCGAAUUGAAAAGGCCAAGAUCGGUCUGAUUCAGUUCCAGCUUUCCCCGCCCAAGCCCGAUAUGGACAACCAGGUUGUGGUCAACGACUACCGUCAGAUGGACCGCAUCCUGAAGGAGGAGCGUAACUACCUGCUCAACCUGGUCAAGAAGAUCAAGAAGGCCGGGUGCAACGUCCUGCUGAUCCAAAAGUCCAUUCUGCGCGACGCCGUCAACAGCCUGUCGCUGCACUUCUUGGCGAAGCUUAAGAUCAUGGCCAUCAAGGAGGUCGAGCGCGAGGAGAUUGAGUUUAUCUGCAAGGCCACCGGCUGCAAGCCCAUUGCCGACAUUGACUCGUUUACCGAGGACAAGCUGGGCUACGCUGAUCUCGUUGAGGAGGCCGAGUCCAACGGCUCGCGCAUUGUCCAGAUCAGCGGCAUCAAGAACGCAGGAAAGACCGCCUCCAUUAUCAUGCGCGGUGCCAACCAGUACGUGCUGGAUGAGGCCGACCGCUCCAUCCACGACGCACUUUGCGUCAUCCGCUGCCUAGUCAAGAAACGCGCCCUCGUUGUUGGAGGAGGAGCUCCCGAGAUCGAGAUCUCGCAGCGUCUGUCGCAGCUAGCUAAGGUCCAGACCGGCUUCCAGUCGAUCUGCUUCCAGGCGUUUGCUGAGGCCGUCGAGGUCAUCCCCAUCACGCUUGCCGAGAACUCGGGCCUGAGCCCCAUCUCCAUUGUCACCGAGCUGCGCAACCGCCAUGCCAACGGCGAGAAGUCUGUCGGAAUCAAUGUGCGCAAGGGCACGAUCUCCGACAUGCUCAAAGAGAACGUCGUCCAGCCGUUGCUCGUUUCAACCAGCGCCAUCGAGCUGUCCACCGAGACUGUGCGGAUGCUGAUGAAGAUUGACGACAUCCUUGCUUCGCGCUAAGUGUGGUCCAUCAGCAGUGGAUGGCAGUGUUCAGUGACAAUUUCUAAAAAUAAAUAUAAAAAUAAAUUUUAUAUCUAUGUGAGCAAAUCAAAA
Molecule: messenger RNA, 1872 nt
Organism: Kickxella alabastrina
Lineage: Eukaryota; Fungi; Kickxellomycota; Kickxellomycetes; Kickxellales; Kickxellaceae
Product: chaperonin Cpn60/TCP-1 family
Exons: 2
Coding region: 157-1779 (540 amino acids)
Biological process (GO): protein folding
Cellular component (GO): chaperonin-containing T-complex
Molecular function (GO): ATP-dependent protein folding chaperone; ATP binding; ATP hydrolysis activity
Source: RefSeq, a predicted model, not a curated record